Staurois parvus is the source of this 988-nucleotide messenger RNA. NCBI's taxonomy places the organism in Eukaryota, Metazoa, Chordata, Amphibia, Anura, Ranidae. The record is from the annotation of a GenBank genome assembly.
UACUGAAUACCCUCCAUGUCUCUCUAUCAGACAGUCACUCUCUGCGGUAUUAUGCCACUGCAGUCUCCUCUCCGGGAUCCGGGCUCCCUGUGUACUCUGCAGUCGGAUAUGUGGAUGAUAAGGAGAUAGAGAAUUAUAACAGUGACACUCGGCAGUUCCUUCUCAAGACUGAGUGGAUGAAGAAAGUGGACCUGACUACUGGGAGAGAGAGACACAAAUAGGUCAGAGUGAAUGAGCCUGUUUACAAGCACAAUGUACAAAUAUUGAUGAGCCGAUUCAACCAGACUGGAGGGAUCCAUAUCCUCCAGCGGAUGUACGGCUGUGAGCUGAGAGAUGACGACACCACUGCAGGGUAUAUGCAGUACGGAUAUGAUGGGAGAGAAUUCCUGUCUCUGGACACACAGAGAUGGAUCUGGAUCCCGACCAUGAAUGAGGCUCAGAUCUCCACACAGAGAUGGAACAGUCCAGAGGUCAGAGAGGGGGAGAGAGACAAGAAUUAUCUGAAGAAUCAAUGUCUGGAGGAGCUCAAGCAAUUCAUAGAGUACGGGAGAAAAGAUCUGGAGAGGAGAGUGCGUCCAGAGGUGAAGGUGUGGGGCCGUCGUCAGUCGGAUGAUAUGACCAGACUUCAGUGCCUGGUGUACGGGUUUCACCCCGACCUGUGGAUGUGAAGUGGAUGAGGAAUGGGGUGCACCAUGUUCCUUCAGAUGAAAUGACUCCAAUUCUCCCCCAUCCUGAUGGCACCUAUCAGAUCAGAGUCAGUGUGGAAGUCCCAACCAAGGAGGGAGACACUUACUCCUGUCAUGUGGACCACAGCAGCCUGGGGGAUGAGACUCUCAGUGUGAAAUGGGGUGAGUAAGUAGGACUUCUGCUAUCUGUCCAUACACCACGGGGUUAUUUACUAAAAUCUGGCGCAGCUCUGUAUAGAAACCAAUCAGCUUCCAGGUUUUAUUGUCAAAGCUUCAUUGAACAAGCUGAAGUUAGAAGCUGA